Molecule: messenger RNA, 2216 nt
Organism: Strongylocentrotus purpuratus (purple sea urchin)
Lineage: Eukaryota; Metazoa; Echinodermata; Echinoidea; Camarodonta; Strongylocentrotidae
Product: ras-related protein Rab-35
Exons: 6
Coding region: 108-722 (204 amino acids)
Biological process (GO): endocytic recycling
Cellular component (GO): plasma membrane; endosome membrane
Molecular function (GO): GTP binding; GTPase activity
Source: RefSeq, a predicted model, not a curated record
AUUUUGUGUGUCACUGUUUCCGGAGUCGCAGUGAAGAAUCUCGGCAGGCCGAUCAAAACACAUCAGAUUUUUCAUUUUUUUAAAGAGAAUUAUUUACUUUUCCCACCAUGGCGAGGGAAUACGAUCACCUGUUUAAACUACUUAUUAUAGGUGAUAGCGGUGUAGGAAAAAGUAGUCUUCUUUUGAGGUUUGCAGACAACACAUUUUCAGGUUCUUAUAUUACAACAAUUGGUGUAGAUUUCAAAAUCAGGACGAUCGAUGUCAAGGGUGAAAAGGUCAAGUUACAGAUCUGGGACACGGCAGGACAGGAGAGGUUCAGAACCAUCACAUCAACGUAUUACAGAGGUACGCAUGGAGUUAUAGUGGUCUACGAUGUAUGUAGUGCGGAAUCCUUCGUCAACGUCAAGAGAUGGCUCUAUGAAAUAGACCAGAACUGUGAAGACGUCAGUAGGAUAUUAGUUGGCAAUAAGAACGAUGCACCAGAGAGGAAAGUGGUCGAGACGGAAGACGCCCAGAAGUUUGCAGAACAAAUGAAUAUUCAACUCUACGAAACUAGCGCGAAAGAGAACAUCAAUGUAGAAGAGAUGUUUAAUGGAAUCACUGCAUUAGUGUUAAAGCAAAAACUUGAAAAUCAAGCAAAGCUGAAUGCACCCAACGAUAAUGGCAAGGUUAAUCUAGAAAAGAAGGGCAAGGGCAAGAAAGGAAAAUGCUGCGGUAAAUGAGGGCAGCUUGGACUUCCUAGAUUCUAUACCGCCCCCAUCAUACUCUUUACGUUUUUUUGCCAUUCUGUGUCGAAACUUUACUACGAACAAGAAAUCUUUGAUCGCGUUGUCCGCCAUUCUGCGUUGCAACAGUGGGAGCCUUGUGGAGGACGUUGCGAUCACGUGAGCCAUAAGAGCUAUGAUAGAGAUCAGCGUCUGUGCGAUUAGUUACCUACGUUGCAAGGUGCUCUAGGAUUAAAGACGGUGUGUGCGUGUUCAGGCGAGCCCUGGAUUGUAAUGAUAGUGGAUGUCGAUCCUCAAAGGAGCGGAAGGCAACAGUUCAACCUGAGAUCCGAGACUCCGGAGGAUUCCUUUCCUCGACACACCUUUACGUCCAAGUAAUGCCAUUUUUAUGGGGAAAGCGCCGGGCAACGAGCAAGAUCUUAAUCCACAAUGUGUGAACCAGUCCUUGAAGUUACGCAUCCCCAGCGUAAUUUUGAUAGAUUCCAAAGUGAAUGACCUGCUGUUUGCCUGAAUGAACUUACAUGGACCUGUAUGAGUGGGGAGGUGCUGGGAAUGCUGGGCUAGUUUAUUGUAGUAUUCUUAUGCAAUUUUUUCUUAAUCAGCAGGGUUACUUUAUUCAUUCUACUAAUGAUUCAUUCUAUCGGCCUAAAAAUUUACAUACCAUAUCAGAAAUACCAGUAACAUUCAAUUAUGUAACAGCAUAUUCUUUUCUUUUUAUUUGCAAAUUCUACAUGCAUGAUACAUUUGUAUGUAUAACCUCAACUUUAUUAUCAUUAUUCUUUCUGAAAAAUAACUCAUGGCAAACCUUUUUGCUGCUUUUGUUUUUGUCAUUGUAACAAGAAAUCAUGAACUCACUCUGCUUUCAUUUUUACCUUUUUGAUGAAUUUUGAAGAAAAAAAAUGCUGAAAUCAGAAAUGUAAGUCUUUGAUAAUUCAUUGUACCAGUAAUCCUAUAAUCCUAUUAGGCUGUAUGAACCGUUGGUGCAAUUUGAUAAGAAUGGUGUGGUACUGGUACUUUAUCUUAAAAAGGAAAUCCAACCUUGAUACACCUGUAGCAAAUUAUUCUCUUGGAAAACAGACACAUCAGAGAAGUAGACUGGCGAAAGUUUGAAUGAAAUCAGACAAAAAAUGAGAAAGUUAUGAAUUUAAAAAAGUUGUAAUCACUUCAGAUAAUGGGCUCUUCAAAUUGACUGGAUUGGUAAUGUCUCUGUGAUGUAGUGGCUGACAACUUUCCCAUUAAUUCCAAUUUACAAAAUGACUAUCAAUUUUUCAAAGAUGUGUUUAAUACUCAGGAGGGUCUAUUCUUCUUUAAUAUUCUAUCAGUAAUAUAUUUUGAGUAGUGGCCCAAUGGAGAAGGCACUUCGGAGAAAAAAAACCUGAAAUUAAUGAUACUUUUUGAACAUGACACAUGGGAGAGUCAUCCACGCUUACGCCACAAUCCACUAACUAAACUGCCAAUUUGAGAUUCGCAUAGACUUUAAGUGAUCCCAUA